Molecule: messenger RNA, 2108 nt
Organism: Carassius auratus (goldfish)
Lineage: Eukaryota; Metazoa; Chordata; Actinopteri; Cypriniformes; Cyprinidae
Product: small glutamine-rich tetratricopeptide repeat-containing protein beta-like
Exons: 12
Coding region: 454-1392 (312 amino acids)
Biological process (GO): post-translational protein targeting to endoplasmic reticulum membrane
Cellular component (GO): TRC complex; membrane
Molecular function (GO): molecular adaptor activity; protein binding
Source: RefSeq, a predicted model, not a curated record
AUGCGUGGCUCUUGAAGAGCACGCAAAGGAUUCUUUCUGAUCUGUCCGAUAAUUAAACUGCGACUGUCUUCAGCCAUUGCUCAUCCUUCUGCAAUCUCUUCUGUGCAACCCGAUGUAAACAUGAUCCAUCUGUGAUACUGCUCAUCUACACUUACCGGGUUUAUUCUCACAAUUACAUGAGAUUAAGUCCUAGUUUACAUUGUAGAUCAAAUUCAGAUUCUUGUUGUGAGCAUUACAUCAUAACUGCAUCAUGUGUUCUGGCUGUUGUUAUGUAGGGACAUGAAUAACAGACUGUGUGUGUAUUACGGGUGCAUGAUACUAUUUUAUGUACUCUGCAAUGUGUCCCAGAACAGUUUUCUGUUUCAGAUUGUGACCGCUUUAAUAAUAAGCAGAAGUUUAUCAAAUAAUUGAUAGAUGAAUGUUAUGUAACUAACCCCUGCAACAACAAACAGCAUGGAUCUCUCAGACAAAAUGGCAGUGGAAAAGCGCUUGGCGUAUUCUAUCGUCCAGUUCCUGAGAGAUCAGACUCACUGUGGCUCGCUGAAUUCAGAUGAACAGGAGAGUCUGGAAGUUGCAGUCCAGUGUCUGGAGACCACCUUCAAGAUCAGCUCCAGAGACUACCAUCUUGCCGCCCCUCAGCCGCUGAGAGAGAUAUUCCUCAACUCGCUCCUCAAAAAUGAUAUCGUCGCGCUACCCGAGACGUCUCCAUCUCCAGAGGACAUCGAGAGAGCGGAGCAGCUGAAAAAUGAGGGGAAUAACCACAUGAAAGAGGAGAACUACAGCAGUGCUCUGGACUGUUACACAAAAGCCAUCGAGCUGGACCAGAGAAACGCGGUGUAUUACUGUAACAGGGCCGCGGCUCACAGUAAACUGGGACACUACACCGAGGCUACAGGGGACUGUGAGCGAGCCAUCGCCAUCGACCCGGCGUACAGCAAAGCUUACGGCAGAAUGGGAUUGGCACUGACUUCCAUGGGCAAGUAUCCCGAGGCGAUCUCUUAUUUUAACAAAGCUCUGGUGUUAGAUCCUGAAAACGACACGUACAAAUCCAACCUGAAGAUAGCAGAGCAGAAACAAAGAGAGGCUUCCAGCCCUACGGCCACAGGACUGGGCUUUGACAUGGCCAGCCUCAUCAAUAACCCCGCUUUCAUUAGCAUGGCUGCCAGUGUGAUGCAAAACCAACAGGUGCAACAACUCAUGUCGGGCAUGAUGUCUAACGCAGUGGGGGGACCUGCGGCCGGAGUCGGGGGAUUAUCUGACAUAUCCAGUCUCAUCGAAGCUGGACAGCAGUUCGCGCAGCAGAUCCAGCAGCAGAACCCAGAGCUGAUCGAGCAGCUGAGGAACCACAUCCGGAGUCGCUCGUUCAGCGGCAGCGCCGAGGAGCAGUCCUGAUCCUGAUCCCAGCAGACAGGAUGAAGAACUGAAGGAGGGCAGGAGAAGAGGCGCAGGUGCAAUCGUUUAAAUCAUUCUUCUAUUCUACUCCGACCCAAGAUAGAGGGCAUGGCACUUUAUAUGAAGGAAUCAAUCACCUUAUACACAGAGAACGUUAUCUUAAUACCCAAGUGAGGUUUCUUUGUGUUUGUGUGUGUGUAGAUAAUGUUUCAGUCCUCUCUUUAUGAAUGUAGCUGGUAAUGACACAUCAGAGUUGAGUUUAUUUUACUAAACGAAUGAUUGAUUGAUUAUGUGUUUGUGCCUAUUAUUAAUAUCCAAUUACAUAUUUAGGGAUAGUUCAGUCCUAAAAUGACAAUUCAGUCGUGAGGGUGAGUAAAUGAUGACAGAAUUGUCGUUUUUGGGCGAACUAUCCCUUUUAACUCAUUCUCUGAUUAUUUUUAUUAUAUAUUCUGUUCGUUUUAGGAACAAGAGACGUUUAUGUGUAAUAUUCACUGUAUCAGCUGCUUCACCAGUCGUUUGAUUCAUCGGUAAUGACGGCAAAGUAUUGCUAUGAUAAGCAUAUUCAUAAUCUCACUGUUUGCGGUUUUCUUUUGCAUGCUCCAUAAUCUGACACUUGCAGUCAGAUGAGUGAUUGAAGCUUCUGUAAUAUGCUUAUAAAACAGACCAGUAUAAUGUUUUUGUCAAAAAUAAUGUUAAUAAAUGGGUCUUGAAAUUGA